AUGACUUUCAUCGCCAAGACCUUCUACGACCUGAAGGCCACCAAGCUGGAGGGCGACUCGGUGGACUUCAACGUGUUCCGGGGACGAGUGGUGCUCAUCGAGAACGUGGCCUCGCUCUGAGGCACCACCACCCGGGACUUCCGCGAGCUCAACCAACUUCAGAGCAAGUACCCCCAUCGGCUGGUGGUCCUGGGUUUCCCCUGUAACCAGUUUGGAUAUCAGGAGAACUGCUCCAACGGCGAGAUCCUGAGCUCCCUGCAGCAUGUGCGUCCAGGCGGCGGCUUUCAGGCCGGCUUCACCAUGUUUGAGAAGUGUGACGUCAAUGGAACAAACACGCAUCCCGUGUUUGCCUAUCUGAAGGACAAGCUCCCCUACCCCGACGACGACCCCAAAUCCUUCAUGCAGGACCCCAAGUUUCUGGUUUGGAGUCCUGUCUGCAGGACGGACGUGUCUUGGAACUUUGAGAAAUUCCUCAUCGGGCCUGAAGGAGAGCCCUUCAAGAGAUACAGCAAAAUCUUCCCCACCAUUGACAUCGAGCCCGACAUUCAGAGAUUGUUAAGAUUAACUAAGAACUAA
Messenger RNA from Pleuronectes platessa (European plaice), 576 nucleotides. It is a transcript of the gene gpx2, whose product is annotated as glutathione peroxidase 2. The record is from RefSeq and is a predicted model, not a curated record. Gene Ontology annotation, biological process: response to oxidative stress. Lineage: Eukaryota; Metazoa; Chordata; Actinopteri; Pleuronectiformes; Pleuronectidae. The transcript has 2 exons. Gene Ontology annotation, molecular function: glutathione peroxidase activity.